ACGACUAAGUUAUCAGCUGUAGGCUAUCGUCUGAUAAACGAUAAACGAUUACCAGUGGUGUCACAGGUCUUCCUUGUGUUAAUUGAGUAGGCUAACAACAAGUUUUCCAUUUAUAGGCUAGGCCUACUGAUUCGUGAGACAAACGUUGGUGUAUCUCCCUGGUUGUAGUAGCCUAGGCCUUGUUACCGCUUUUGCAGAAAUGAGGCUUAAACCAAACAGGGGUGUUUUAUUUUUGUGUCUUGUAUUUCUUUACAUCGGCCAAACAUGCGGUAUAAGCCUUGAAAUAGUGGAAAGAUAUGAGACACACCGUGAGAAAAAGUCCGAGGAUGUUCACGCUGGGACAAUUACUUUCGGCGGAGGAGAUAUUUCACUGUUUCGAAAUCUGGAAUAUGAGCGACGAUAUGUUGGAGAAAACACAAUUGGUGGCUCGGGUAAUAUUCAAGCCGACGAUCCACGUCCAGUCCUGGUGGGUGAACAAAUCACUGAUGACUUUAGGUCUUCUAAGGCAGCCUGGGAUCGUAUGCGACCAAAGUUGUUAUGUACGAAGGACCUCAUGAAGUUCUCGGCACAAGGCCCUGGGUACUCUUCACUUCAGCUAGACAGAAGUGGCCAGCCUCUCCCGCUUAGCCAGCUGCCACAAGACUGUGGCUACUCUGUGUACAGGUCUUUGGUGGGCAUUGUGUUUCUUGCCCCUCUUGAUGGUUGUGAUGUUAUACAACAGGGCAACAGCCACUUGCUGCAGAUGUUGUGGCACGGCAAUCCAGUAACCCUAUCUUGCCCUGUAUCAAGCUCAGACCAAGUAUCACCUGUGGAUCCAAAGAUUGAGCAUCAUCUUUUGCCUGGGGAAAUUACCCCUCAAUCCACCUUGGCCCCAACAGCAAAAGCAGUUUUUUCCACAAUUACAGAAGCACCUUCUACAGCUGCCACGCUUCCUCCACAGAAUCAACAGCAGCAACAGUGGAUGCAGCACCUCAUUCAUUAUGGAGGCUACAACCCUUUUAUUCCUGUGACGACUCCCCCUCAAACUAUUGCCACUCCAACUACAGAAGCACCUUCAACAGCUGCCACACUUCCUCCACAGAAUCAACAGCAGCAACAGUGGAUGCAGCAACAGUGGAUGCAGCACCUCAUUCAUUAUGGAGGCUACAACCCUUUUAUUCCUGUGACGACUCCCCCUCAAACUACUGCCACUCCAUCUACAGAGGCACCUUCCACUACAGAAGAACCUACUACAGCUGCCACACUUCCUCAACAGCAGCAACAGUGGAUACACCCCCAUAUUCAUUAUGGAGGCUACUACAACCCUUUCAUUCCUGUGACGACUCCCCCUCAAACUACUACUGCUCCAACUACAAAAGCACCUACUACAACUGCCAAGCUUCCUCCACAGAAUCAACAGCAGCAACAGUGGAUGCAGCACCUCGUUCAUUAUGGAGGCUACAACCCUUUAAUGCCUGUGACGACUCUCCCUCAAACUACUGUUGCUCCAACUACAGAGGCACCUUCCGCUACAGAAGCACCUACUACAGCAUCUAAGCUUCCUCCACAGAAUCAACAGCAGCAACAGUGGAUUCACCCCCUCAUUCAUUUUGGAGGCUACAACCCUGUAAUACCUGUGACUACUUCCCAUCAAACUACUGCUGCUCCAACUACAAAAGCACCUACUACAGCUGCCAAGCUUCCUCCACAGAAUCAACAGCAGCAACAGUGGAUGCAGCACCUCGUUCAUUAUGGAGGCUACAACCCUUUAAUGCCUGUGACGACUCUCCCUCAAACUACUGUUGCUCCUACUACAGAGGCACCUUCCGCUACAGAAGCACCUACUACAGCAUCUAAGCUUCCUCCACAGAAUCAACAGCAGCAACAGUGGAUACACCCCCUCAUUCAUUUUGGAGGCUACAACCCUGUAAUACCUGUGACUACUUCCCAUCAAACUACUGCUGUUCCAACUACAAAAGCACCUACUACAGCUGCCAAGCUUCCUCCACAGAAUCAACAGCAGCAACAGUGGAUGCAGCAGCAGUGGAUGCAGCACCUUCAUAAUGGAGACUACAACCCUUUAAUGCCUGUGACGACUCUCCCUCAAACUACUGCUGCUUCAACUUCAGAAGUGCCUCCACAGAGUCAACAGGAACCGUACCCAGGAUACUAUAAUCCUGGUAAGCCAUCCCCUCAAGAUCAGCAGUUCAUGAAUCUUUUCAGACCACCUGCUCCAGCCUCCACUGCUGCCCCACUGAUCACUCCAACAGAACCUACAACACCCUUCCCUGAUGACGAAUCUACCUCGGCAGCACCUCCAAACCAGAGUCCACUGGAGGAGAUGCCCUACUCCAAAUAUCCCUUUAAACCUUUCCUUGUCGAAUAUGUCAAUCCUUCUGAUCCCAACAUGCCUAAGCCCAAGACCAAAUCCUGGACUCAGGUGCUGUCUCAGAAUUACCCUUUCAUGAGCCUUGACCAUAGCGACACCCCCAAUAACCAUGCACCUCACCUAGUAGAUGAGGACAAAAAUACAAAAUGACAUGCUGGUGAGUGGUGUCAAACCCUGGAUGAGGAUACCUUUUUUUUGUUUUCAAUAUAUGGCUCAUAGUGCAUAUUCAAUAAAAUAACAAAACCA
Alosa sapidissima (American shad) is the source of this 2614-nucleotide messenger RNA. RefSeq names its product mucin-5AC-like. Bases 200 to 2518 code for a protein of 772 amino acids. The record is from RefSeq and is a predicted model, not a curated record. The transcript is spliced from 4 exons. NCBI's taxonomy places the organism in Eukaryota, Metazoa, Chordata, Actinopteri, Clupeiformes, Clupeidae.